AUGGACCCAGAGAAAGCACAGCAACUGGCGGCGGAACUAGAAGUGGAAAUGAUGGCUGAUAUGUACAAUCGGUAAGACUGACUGGCUAGCUAGCUAGCAAUGGAACGUUAGCUAGCUUGUUAAUGUAAUUUCUCUACUGAAAUGCUAUAAUGUGCUAAUUACAGGGGAACACGCUAAUAGCAUUUGCAUGUAGCUAACCAGCCAUAUUACCUUAACUUUGACUGUCGUGUUUAGUUUUUGCUAUGGUGGUCAGAUAAAAGCAUCACGUUAGAAACCUUCUCAGACUAGCUAGAUAGCUAGCUAGCUUUAUAGCGCUAGCUAGCUGUCGUGCUACUGACCGUCAGACCAAAUCAAUCGAUUCAGAAGAGUACGCGUUUAUAACGCACACUCGACUACAUCGCUGUACAUGCAUAAGCAAAAACAAUGUGAAUAUCAUUAGUUAGCUAGCAAAGUAAUAUUAUUGUGAGCUCAUUUAAAUGGGACUGAUUUAGCUAGCUAGCUAUGUUGCCAGCUAGGAGUGCACACAUUGACUUUACAUAACAUAAUCAGAAUGACUUUUCAUAACAUAAUCAGAAUGAACUGUUCUAUGAACUUGCACAUUCAUGGCGGUUUUGAUUCCUCGCAUCCUGUCUCCUCUCCUUGUUCUCAAAACAUCAGAGGGAAGAAAGGAUAGCACUGGAGGAGAUCUCCUCCCAAUGCUGUCCUGACCUUUCUCAGUACUCCUUUCUUGCCUCCUGGAAAAGACACUUGAGAUACGACCCUCAUCUUUACUUCUUCUUCGAUGAGGUUUAACGGCGGUUGGCAUCCAAUAAAUGUUGCAUUACCGCCACCUACUAGACUGGAGUAUAACUCCCUUAUACAUUUUACAUUUUAGUCAUUUAAUAAUAAUAAUAAUAUGCCAUUUAGCAGACGCUUUUAUCCAAAGCGACUUACAGUCAUGCGUGCAUACAUUUUUGUGUAUGGGUGGUCCCGGGGAUCGAACCCACUACCUUGGCGUUACAAGCGCUGUGCUCUACCAGCUGAGCUACAGAGGACCACAGAGGACCAUUUAGCAGACGCUCUUAUCCAGAGCGACUUAUACUUUGCUUUAAAAAAUGGAAAAUAAAACAAAUACCCUACCAUCUAAUACUACACUCUCAACAACAACAAAAAAUAAUACAAAUAACCAUUAUGAUAAUUAUAACUACCAUACUCCACUAUUUAAAUAUAUUUAUUCCUACAUCAGGCUAACAGUCUGAAGGGAUGCGACACCACCACUUAACACACCCUGUAACUCUUCUGAUGUCAAGUCUCGCACACCCAAAUACGUUCCACCCCCUGCAGUACAGUUGAUAACCAACCCUCAUCUUUAUCGUAACCUACAACGUCUUUAACGCCCUCUUUCUUCCUCCUCGCAGGAUGACCAACGCGUGCCACAGGAAGUGCGUGCCCCCCCACUACAAGGAGGCGGAGCUGUCUAAAGGGGAGGCGGUGUGUCUGGACCGCUGUGUGGCCAAGUACCUGGACCUACACGAGAGGCUGGGCCGCAAACUCACCGAGCUCUCCGUUCAAGACGAGGAGAUGAUGAGGAAGAAUGCUAUCGGACAAUAA
Messenger RNA from Coregonus sp. 'balchen', 1590 nucleotides. The record is from the annotation of a GenBank genome assembly. Lineage: Eukaryota; Metazoa; Chordata; Actinopteri; Salmoniformes; Salmonidae.